Betta splendens (Siamese fighting fish) is the source of this 1732-nucleotide messenger RNA. RefSeq names its product solute carrier family 22 member 13. Gene Ontology annotation, molecular function: transmembrane transporter activity. Lineage: Eukaryota; Metazoa; Chordata; Actinopteri; Anabantiformes; Osphronemidae. Bases 132 to 1640 code for a protein of 502 amino acids. The record is from RefSeq and is a predicted model, not a curated record. Gene Ontology annotation, biological process: transmembrane transport. The transcript is spliced from 10 exons.
AUACUCCGGCCUGUGUGGCCUUAUAAGAAGAAAGAGGCGGGGAGGAAAGUUGUUUAUGAGUGAGCAGCAGUUCUUCUGAUGACAGGAGCAGCUGCAGCACGUUCAGCUACAGAACCUUUGACACACAGAGCAUGUCUCCGCUGCAGCUCUCCGUCUACUGGCGCCUGUCCCUUAUCUUCAUCUUCACCUCUUUCCUCUUCUUUGUCGACAUUUUUACGGUCGCUAUCGCUGAGGCCACGUGUCACCAUGACAACACUUCGCAGGACACGUUCUACAGGUGGAACAACCAAUCACAUUCUGUGGAAGGUCCUAGGAGCCAAGCUGAUUGGAGGAUGGAGAGCAGGAACCAGGAAUCAGUGUGUGGCUGGAGCGACUGGCUGCCCUACGGUCAGACUCUGUUCAUGGUCGGCCUCCUGCUGGGGUCUCUGUUUGGAGGAGCAGUCUCUGACCGCUACGGGAAGCGGCCACUGCUGCUGGCCAGCGUGUGUGUGCACACGCUCUGUGGCCUCGUGCCGGCUCUUCUUCCUCAGCCACUCGUCUUCCUCGCCGUCCGCUGCCUGACGGGCGUCUGCUGCUGCUGCAUCAACAUCUGCUCCUUCCCCCUGGCGGUGGAGUGGACGCCCCCAGCGUAUCGCCUGUGGCCGCCAGCCUUCCUGCCUUUCUGCUUCAGCCUGGGAACGAUGGCCGGAGCCCCUCUGGCCUGGCUGAGCCCCACCUGGACCCAGCUGCACCUGGCGCUGUCGGUGCCACAGCUGCUUUGUCUGCCACUCUACUUCGCUAUCCCAGAGUCUCCUCGCUGGCUGUUGUUAAGGAGGAGAACUGAUGUUCUGGACCAUUACCGUAGCAGCAGUUCUGAAGACAGACAGUGCCUGGAUCUGCUCUUGGACUCGACUUGCUGUGACCUGCAGAAAGCCAUGGAGGCUCCCAGGGAGAAGCCUCCUGCCGGCCACGCCCUCAGGGACAGUGUGAGGCACCUGAGGCAGCCAGUCAUCCUCCUGAGGCUCUUCAUCAUGAGCUACUUAAGUGCAGUUUCAGCGUUGACUUACUUCGGCAUCUGUAUGAACAUAGGCUCGUUCGGUGUCGGUGUUCACGCUGCCCAGUUCUUCUCCGGCCUGUCGGAGGCCCCCUGUCUGCUCGUCCCACUGAUCAGCCUCCGACGGCGUCCAAUCAGCAUGCUGUCGCUGCUGCUGAGUGGAGCCACGUGCUUCUUCUCGCUCCUGCUGUCCAGUUAUGGCUGUGAGCCGGUGCUGGUCAUGAGUCUGGCCUUGAUGGGGAAGCUCUGCAUUCUGGCGGCCAUCUUCAUCUCCACCCUGUACAGCAUCGAGCUAUUUCCCACCACAGUCAGACAGAGGUGCAUGUCUCUGGUCAACCUGUGCUUCCGCCUUGGCUGCCUGGCCAACUCCCUCGUGCCCACCGACCCCAGCGGAAGCAUCACCUUGGCUGCUAUGGUGGUGUACAGCAGCGGACCAGUGGUGGGCUGCGUCCUGUGCCUGCUGCUGCCUGAAACCAGUGGCAUCACGCUCCCAGAUUCCAUAGAGGACUGCAACCGUCAGCCACGGGCGCCCAGCUUAGGCGUCCUCUGCAGGACACUGAAGCAGAGGAGAGAUGACACAUGCCGCCACAGUCCCACCUCUGAUUAGGAAUGUGUGGUGUUUGUUCUGGUUUUGCUGUUAGAGACCAAACAUGUGAGAGAGCAUGAACAGGGAAGAUCAGACGAGGAGGUGCUGGUAUC